AUUCAUUUUAAAUUAUUUUAAUUAUUUACAAUUACAUUUUGCUUAUUUUUCCUAAUUAAUAAACUUUGUAUUUUGGAUGUUAACCUUGAAUGCAUUACCAGAUUUAAAACCGAAACUGCAACAGGUAGCUAGUCUGGUUAUAACAAUCACCCAGACGUGGUUCAGGAAUAUUGGCAUCCAUAAAAAAUCAGGUUUUUGUGAUAAUUUUGAUUAAUUACGUAGAAUUGUUAAUUAGCAUAGAGGUAAGUAGACACGCACAUUUUUGUAUUAAUUCAUCGAAUUAAUUUUAAUUUGAAUUAACGAAGAUAUUUUGAAACGACUUAUUUUAAUCUAAACUAAAAAAAGAAAACCAGCCCCGACUGUUUUCUUUGAUGAGAUUGUAAAUUUCCGUAAAACCAAACAAAUAUUUUUUUUAGGUAUGACUUAUUGUCAUUGGUCAUAACCACAGGAGAAUUGAAGUUAACGAACCUUCAUUAUUUUUUUGAGACAAUACAAUCAAUACUAAGUAAAUUUAUUAUAAGCCGCCAACUUAUAAGGAAAAAAUAAUUCAGCAUGCCAUUAGAGGUGCAUUGUCAAUAUCAGAGUAAAAAACUAUGUUAAUAUUUGCAGUCGAUAUUACAAGUCAUCGAGUUUUGUGAGAUCCUACUCGAUAGUUACUGUCCAAACCGUUGAAAACUUAGUUACCACAGUUCAGUAGCAAAAUAUAGACUAUAACAAACGCAACCCUUUUAGCAAUAAAUUUUUAAUUUUAGAAAAUAAAAAAUGUUUACUUACGCUUAUAUUAUCCCGAUUUUAUGCGCCGUUUGGUUUUUCCUGACUUUCAUUGUAACGUAUAUAAUUUCUGUCUGCAAAAAGGAUGUAACACCCGUUUUUCCAUAUAUUAGCGAUACUGGAACUUGGUCUCCAGAAAGUUGCAUUUUCGGAUUAAUGUUAAAUAUUGGUGCUAUAAUACAGGGUUUAAUCAUGUAUAUUCGUUACCGCCAAUUAAGCCAUUUGUUGAACAAAGACACGUCUUAUCCUGAGACAUUGGAGAAAAACAAUCGGACAUCGCUUAUUUUGGGAAUAACUGCUGCUUUUGGUGUUUGCAUUGUUGCUAAUUUCCAAGAAACAAAUGCUUUUGAAGUGCACGUCUUUGGGGCUAUUCUUGCUUUCGGUUUGGGGUCUGUGUAUCAGUGCAUGCAGGCUCACAUUUCAUUUAAAGUUUAUCCAAAUCUGGGAAAUAAGACGGUAAAUAUAGUACGAAUCGUCUUUUCCGUCAUCAGUUGUGUCACAUUUCUGGUCACUUUUCUCUUCGCAGGAAUGUCUCUUCUUCAAUUUAGAGGGGAUGAUCCUACGAAAUGGACCAAAGAUGAUGGAGGCUAUGUGGACCAUUUUAUAAGUGCCAUUGCUGAAUGGAUUAUGGCGGUUACGACUAUUUUAUUUUUGGCUCUUUAUACAUCAGAAUUCAAGAAGAUCUCCUUCACGGAACCUCCACUUAUUGAAACGCAAGAAGCAUAAUUUUUAUUUUAGAUGAAUUUUUGCCCAUUUGAGUUAGCUUUAUUUAUUUUUUUUAUUUUUGAACUUUAUUUACAUACAAAUACUAUACUUUACCAAUUAAAAGUAGGUUGACAUUUAUGAUUUACCUACGAAUAUUUUAAAAAAAAUUGUUUAAGAUGCUCAGUAUUAAAACCUUUUUUUAUUGUAUAAUAAACAAGUGACACUUUGGUAAAUAACCACCUAUUUUAAUACGAGAGGUUUUGGAACGUUGCAAACUUAGAGAAUCAAUUUAAUAUUCAUGUUUGAUUAUUUUUUAUUAAUGAAUAGAUCAAUAAAAACAUAUUGUUUAAUGCAAUAUUAUUCAUUCAAAAUUGACAUUUAUUUUUUGACAUUUGGCAUUUUUUAUGUCUAUUUAAUGAUUC
This is a messenger RNA of Tribolium madens (black flour beetle), 1898 nucleotides long. Its product is annotated as DNA damage-regulated autophagy modulator protein 2-like. Bases 763 to 1497 code for a protein of 244 amino acids. Lineage: Eukaryota; Metazoa; Arthropoda; Insecta; Coleoptera; Tenebrionidae. The transcript is spliced from 6 exons. The record is from RefSeq and is a predicted model, not a curated record.